AGUAGUACGCUGCAUACUGAGCUAGAGAAACAUCGCUGUCCCGCUCAUAUACUUUUCCUCAAGAUACAAAUAAAAGGAUGUCAGAGAUGAGUUCAAUCCAGGACAGUUUACAGUCGAAACUGGAUCAGCUGGAGUGUCACUUCACUUGGGACAUUAAAAAAGAUGAUCUAGUCCUAACAAAUAUCCUCAAUAGGCUUGAGGAACAGGUCAAGUUGGGUCUAGGGAUGGAGCAAGGAGUUGCACGAACUCACUGCUCUUUAGGAUAUGUGAAAUUCCUUCUUGGGCGCAAAGAAGAGGCUCUUACUCACCUGCUGAAAUCUAAGACACUCAUUAAAGAAAACCUCGGGGUCAACAGUGACAAGACUCUCAUCGUCACCUAUGGAAAUUUUGCCUGGAUAAACUACCAUAUGAAGAACUACACAGAGUGUGAAAGUUACCUGAUGAAGCUUCAGAAGAUAAAUGAAACAUUUUCAAUCGAGCCUUCAUCUGUUCCUGAGGUGCUUGGUGAGAAGGGAUGGGUCAUUAUAUCUCAGAGCGACUGCCCAGAUAUCUAG
Molecule: messenger RNA, 554 nt
Organism: Sinocyclocheilus grahami
Lineage: Eukaryota; Metazoa; Chordata; Actinopteri; Cypriniformes; Cyprinidae
Product: interferon-induced protein with tetratricopeptide repeats 1-like
Exons: 3
Coding region: 78-554 (158 amino acids)
Biological process (GO): defense response to virus
Cellular component (GO): cytosol
Molecular function (GO): protein binding
Source: RefSeq, a predicted model, not a curated record